ACUGCUGGCAAAUGGCCGCUUGUCUAUAGAACUUCUCGUUUGGUUUAUACAAAAUGUCACAAUUUGAAAUUUACUAACGGUUUUGAUAUACAAGUGAAAAUAGGUUAGCGGAUAAAUAACCUACAACUGCUCAGCGACCGCCAAAACAAAAGAUCACUUCCGUUAGAUGUCGCGGGAUAUUCAAAAGCAGGAUGAGUACGUUUGGCGGGAAAAUUCAAGAAAUUGAGACCAUUAGCAUCGAUCGAUUUACUGGAGAAAAUUUGUGUUCAGAAGCAUUCUUUUUGUCUCAUUGUCACACUGAUCAUAUGGAAGGUAUUUUCAGAGAUGAGUUUAAAAAUCAGUUAAAAGAUAAUAAUAAAAUCUUGUAUGCCUCCCAAAUAUCAUGUAAAAUUUUAGAACAAAUGGAAGUUUGUUCUAAAUGUCACCUAAUGGCGUUAGAGUUAAUGGUACCUACAACAAUUUAUUUAAAAGAUGCUCAAUUCACUGUAACUUUAAUACCCGCAGGGCAUUGUCCUGGAUCUGUAAUGUUCCUUUUUGAAAGUAAUAAAAGAAUUCUGUAUACAGGGGAUUAUAGAAUUAGAAAGAGUGAUAUCAGAAAGUUUAACUGUUUUUUUGACAAGGAGGGAAAAAUAAAAGUAAUUGAUAAAAUAUAUUUAGACACGACUUUUUUUCACAAAAAAUUUUUUAGUUUUCCUAGAAGAGAGGAAAGUCUUAGAGAAAUUUGCGAAAUUAUCGAAGAUUGGAUAAACAAGGGCAAAGAUUUCCAUAUAUAUCUUGAUACAAGUGCUAAAUAUGGAUACGAAUAUCUUUUUAAAGAAAUUUAUAUGAAAAUAGGCAUGCCAAUCCACGUUAAUUACAAUGCCAAUAAACUGUACUCACUUGUACCAGAAAUGGACUGUGCAGUAACUUUAAAUAGUGAUAUAACUCAAUUACAUUCACAUUGUUUCGGCUGGAAGCAAACCUGUUAUUUUAAUGAUAGCAAUUUAAAAACUAUUAGGGUAUCAGCUCUAAGGUGGGAACAAGAAGAAUUAGCUCUAGGCAUAUCAGAAUAUAAAUCUGGAAUUCACUACGUUUGUUACUCUACCCACGCUUCGUAUGAAGAAGGUAUAGAAUUAAUUAGGUUUCUUAGACCAAAUGCAAUAGAAGUAUGUGUAAAGCAUCAGGAUCCUCAAUUAAAUAGAGAAAUGUCUGACGAAAUUGAUGAGCUUGUGAAAGAAUUUCAUGUAGAAAAAAGAACUAAAAUAAUGCCGAAAUUAUUUAACACUGAAAGGAAUAGAAAAAAAUUAAAAAGUACUAAACGGCGUUCUACUUCUCAAAUAUUAAAUUCACCUCCCAGAACGUCAUCUGUACAAGGCUGUGAAAUUAAAUCAGAGAAUAUUUCCUAUCAAGUUAGUGCCUCUGGAGAAAAAUGUAUUAUCGAGUCUACAUCUAAAGAGGAAUUUUUAUCUGUAGCUUUGUUCGAAAUAGAUAAGCAAGACAAUAAUAAUUUAAGUUUGCCUUUAGAACAUAUUGCUUCAUCGCCUGAAACAGAUUUGUCAGUGAAAAGAAGUAUAGAUACAGUAGAUGAAGCAGAAAUAAUGAAUGUGUUAAAACCUUUAAAGCAAAAGGAAGAAGUUGAAGACAGCGUUUUAUUUAACCUAAUAUUUACUCCACCAGAAACAAGCACUACCAGUGAAGGUGUAAAAGAUUUAGAAGUAGAUAAAAUGACUGACAAUCUUAAAGAAGAAGAAGAAGAUAGUGUGAUUUUAAAAAUAAUUAAUUCCUCUCACGAUUCUGAAAGGUAACAUUACAUAACUUAUGGACAAUAAUUACAGGUAAGCAAAAAAAGAGAGGCAAAAUUAAGUUCUUUUGUUUUAUCAUGCUUUAUUAAGUAAACAUCAAUAUUGAAGAAUAAAAUUCAUAUUGUUAAUG
Molecule: messenger RNA, 1911 nt
Organism: Diabrotica balteata
Lineage: Eukaryota; Metazoa; Arthropoda; Insecta; Coleoptera; Chrysomelidae
Source: the annotation of a GenBank genome assembly